Molecule: messenger RNA, 2003 nt
Organism: Haliotis rubra (blacklip abalone)
Lineage: Eukaryota; Metazoa; Mollusca; Gastropoda; Lepetellida; Haliotidae
Product: myelin expression factor 2-like
Exons: 8
Coding region: 10-1362 (450 amino acids)
Biological process (GO): regulation of mRNA stability involved in response to oxidative stress
Cellular component (GO): nucleus; cytoplasm; post-mRNA release spliceosomal complex
Molecular function (GO): mRNA binding
Source: RefSeq, a predicted model, not a curated record
GGAGGUGGCAUGGGUAUGGGAGGAGGAAUGGGUGGGGGGAUGAUGGGAAACAUGGGAGGUGGAAACAUGAUACCUCAUGGAAUAGACAACCAGACCCUUCAACAAUUAGGAAUUGAGGGUCCUGUCACCAACACAGUGUUUGUUGCCAAUCUUGACUACAAGGUGACAUGGAGGAAGUUGAAGGAUGUAUUCAAACUUGCUGGUAAUGUGCUGAAAGCUGAAAUCAAAACUGACAAAGAGGGCAAGAGCCGUGGCAUGGGGACUGUGGAGUUUGAGAUGCCCCUUGAAGCUGUACAGGCAAUUUCUAUGUUUAAUGGUCAAACAUUGUUUGAACGCAACAUGGUGGUCCGAAUGGAUAAAGCAAAAGAAGAUCAGCCUCCACCAAUGCCCAAACUUCCACCUGGUUUGAAGUCAAUUGGUAUGGGUCUUGGAGCUGGUGGAAUGCCAUUGCAUAAUAAUCCACAGAUGUCCAACAUGGGAGGAAUGGGCAACAUGGGAGGUGGCAUGGGGAUGGGAGGAGGCAUGGGGAUGGGCAGUGGCAUGGGUGGUGGUAUGGGUAGUGGUAUGACAGGAGGAAUGGGUGGUGGGAUGGGCACAGGUAUGGGGGCUCAAUCUCUGGGAGGUGGUAACAUGGGCGGUGGUAUGGGUGGUGGGGGUAUGGGCAACAUGGCGACAAGCAUGGGUGGUCUUGGUAACAUGGGUUCCAUGGGUGGUCUUGACAUGAACAGUGGGAUGGGAGGUAUGGGGGGCAAUAUGGGAACAAUGUCAGGAGUAGGUGGCAGCAUGGGAAUGGGAACAGGCAUGGGGAACACCAUGGGAACAGGAUCCAUGGGAAUGGGCACUGGCAUGGGCAACUUUGGCAUGGGGUCAGGCAUGUCGGAUAAUUUUAGUGGAAUGGGCAACAAUAAGAUGGGAUCUGCAAGUGGAAUGGGUGACUCGUUCAACAGCUCAAUGGGUAUGACUGGAUCAAUGUCUAACAUGAGCGGAAUGUCGGGCAGCAACAUGAUGGGCGGGAGUAGCAUGGGCGGCGGCAACUGGGGCUCCAACUCUUCCAAUAUGGGAGGUAGCAGUAUGGGAUCAGGAUACAGUGACCGAGGGGAUAAGUCCCGCUCAACUAGACCUGAUGCCUGCACAGUUAUUGUAAAGAAUCUUCCAUACUCGUUUUCAUGGCAAGCACUGAGACAAAAGUUCAAGGGUAUUGGUGAUGUGAAGUUUGCAGAGAUUGAGAAGGAAAAUGGUCGAUCAACUGGCGUGGGUCUGGUUCGGUUUGGCAAUGCAGAUGAUGCACAGAGAGCAAUCUCAUCCAUGAACCGAACUGACUGUGAUGGUCGUGAAAUGUGUGUGCGUCUCUACCAGGGCUGAAUAUGUGAACCCAAAUCACAUGUACGUACCCCAUGGGUCAUGUGACAUCAACAUUGAUAUAGCAGUUCGUCAGCGUAUUGUUGCAGAUUCUUUCUUUUGGGCUUGAUUUCCUCGUGCAAAGUUGUGUUUCACAAACAUUCAUAAGAGACAUUGGCCAUUGUUUUUGAAGCAAAGAAUUGCUAUAAAUAUCUGAGGAGAUGUUAUAACCUCUCUGUAUUCAUAUUGUACUUACUUUACUCAUUCAGUCUAUAGUUCUUCAGUCUUGUCUCAUUGUUAGUUAUGUGCAGUGAAUAUGAUGAUCAGGAUCAAGGUUUGAUACUAAUUUCAGUCACUGAAUAUUUUCAUACGUCUAAUAUUUCUUAUUAUGUCAUUAGUAAUUACUUCAGUGGUUUUUAUUAUUCAGGAUCAAGGUUUGAUACUAAUUUCAGUUACUUAAUAUUUUCAUACAUCUAAUAUUUUUUAUUAUGUCAUUUGUAAUUACAUCACUGUUUUUUAUGCUCAGGAUCAAGGUUUGAUACUAAUUUCAGUCACUGAAUAUUUUCAUACAUCAACUAUUCUUAUUAUGUCAUUAGUAAUUACAUCAGUGGUUUUUAUAAAACAAUGUAUUGUCAUAAGGGAUUAAUAAAUAAUUUGAAAGGAUA